This is a messenger RNA of Leptopilina heterotoma, 5250 nucleotides long. RefSeq lists its product as uncharacterized. Gene Ontology annotation, molecular function: nucleic acid binding. The record is from RefSeq and is a predicted model, not a curated record. The coding region runs from base 1 to 5250 and encodes 1749 amino acids. NCBI's taxonomy places the organism in Eukaryota, Metazoa, Arthropoda, Insecta, Hymenoptera, Figitidae. The transcript has a single exon. Gene Ontology annotation, biological process: DNA integration.
AUGAUUCCUGGUACAAUCGUAGCUCAGCUGGAGCAUCAAAAAUUAGUUUCUAGUCAAAUCGCGAGUUCCUUUGAUGAUCUUUAUCAUGGAGGUCGUGACCGAAUCACUCGUCGUCGUCUCGAUGCACGUUUAUCCGCUUUAAAUGAAGAUUGGCAGGAGUUUUCUAGUAAUCAUAAAUGUUUGGGUUUAGCUAUUGCCGAGUUACCAGAAGAUGUAAGAGGCGAAGUUAAAAAUGAUCCUUAUUUUAUAGAAAAUUCUUUUCGAACAACCCGAGAAAUCUUUUUAAAUUCAUUCGAAAAAAUGACCACCCUUCUUGACGAGAUUCAAGAUGGUUCUUCAUCCAGUGACCCAUCUCAACACCUCCAUGCUCCUUCAUCGACAUCACUUUACCAUCGCCUUCCUCAUAUGGAUCUGCCUAAAUUUAAUGGUGACUUUGCUGAAUGGCUUACUUUUCGAGAUAUAUUCAUCUCCUUAGUUUUCAAAAAUCAGUCCUUAUCACCUGUCGAAAAAUUAUUUUAUUUGAGGAGCAGUCUGACUGGUUCAGCUGCAUUACUCUUGAAACAUACCCCUUUAACUGGAGAUAAUUUUGAAAAGGCGUGGCGUGACUUGACUUCUUAUUAUGAUAACAAAAGAAUUUUAAUUGAUUCGACGUUAUAUUCACUUUUUUCUCUUAAAUGUAUACAAAAUGAAUCCGCGACAGAGUUAGAAGAGUUAUAUACAUCAAUACAACAAAAUAUUCGCUUACUAGAGACAUUAGGACAGCCUGUUCAGCAUUGGGACUCUCUCUUAGUUUACUUUACUACUCGUUGUCUUGAUUCAAAUACAUAUCGAGCUUGGGAGUUAGAACUUGGUUCGUCUACAGAAUACCCAAAGUGGAGUCAACUCAGUAAUUUCUUGGUUAGUCGGAUACGUUCCUUACAGGCUCUUACUCGCGCGUCGUCAUUCCAGUCAACAAAUCAAAUUCAAAGUGGACCAAAACUUCCAACUCCUUUAUCUCACACGCGUCAGUCAAAAUCUCACUCUGUUCAGCAGAUAAACUCAACAGAUUCAAUAAUGAAGACUUGUCCAAUUUGUACAAAUGAUCAUUUUACUUACAAAUGCCCUGAAUACACUUCAAAAUCAACUGAUCAAAAACUUAAUGUUAUUAAACAAAAAAAUUUAUGCUUCAAUUGCCUCGGGACGCAUUUAGUAAGGUCAUGCCCUUCUUCGAGACGUUGUAUUAAAUGUGGAAAGAAGCACCAUACUUCUAUCCAUACAUUCACUCCUAAAGUUGCUAAUGACCUCUCUGAUAAUUCUCCCCAGUAUUCUACUCUAAAAUCGACAGACGAUUUAUCAAACAAACAAGUCACUCACCUGAAACCACAAAACCCACCCUUUCGAACAUCUAUUCUUCUAGCUACAGCUCGAGCAAAAGUUGAAUUGGAGCAUGGUCAAUUAAUUUAUGUUAGAAUCCUUAUUGAUCAAGGCUCUGAAAUAUCUUUGGUUACUGAAAGCUUGGUGCAAAUGUAUCGUAUUCCACGGCGGAAAUCUUGUGUAUCAAUUAUUGGAGCCGGUGCGCUACCCACAGGACGAUCAAAGGGCUCAGUUAGUUUGAAAUUAAAGUCGAAUUAUAAUUCUGAUUAUUAUUGCCUUAUGAUAGCCGAAAUCUUACCCAAGUUGACUAGCAUUAUCCCGUCAAGUAAAGUCCACAAUCCAACUUGGGAGCAUUUGACAGAGAUUGAUUUAGCAGAUCCAAAUUUCUUUGAUCCCUCCUCAGUAGAUAUUAUUCUUGGUUCUGAUCUCUACCACGAAAUUAUUGAAAAUGGUCUAAAAAGAGGAAAAGAGGGAGAACCAAUUGCCCAAUUAACCAGUUUCGGAUGGAUUCUUUCUGGUCCAACCGGCCAAACUUCCUCAGUUAACAAUGUUCAAGGAUACCAUUGUUCAUGUGAGCGAGAUUGGUAUGCGUUAAUUGAGGAAUUCUGGCGUGAGGGAGAAGUUACCGAUAGCAAACCACCUUUGACGCCGGACGAGGAAGAGUGUGAGAACCACUUUAGGUCUACACACAAAAGAGUCGACACCGGACAGUAUCAAGUUAGGUUACCUUUUAAGGAUUCUGUCACUUUGCUAGGUGAUUCUAAACUAGCUGCUACCAAAGCUUUACAUAAAUUAUUUCGACAAUUUGCGACUAAUCCCGUAUUCUACAAGGAAUAUGCGAAAUUUAUUAACGAUUAUCAGCAAUUAGGACACAUGGCACUUAUACCAUCUCAAUUUCCUGAACCGACUCCAGUGAAUUACAUCCCACAUCAUGGAGUUUUUUCGCAUGAUUUUAAGUUACGUGUUGUAUUUAACGGAACUGCUAAGGUAUCCAACGGAACCCCCCUUAAUGAUCUUUUUCACAUUGGUGCUAAACUUCAAAUAGAUUUAGUUGAUGUCUUACUUUACUUUCGCCAAUUUCGUUUCGUGUUCUCUACAGACGUAGAAAAAAUGUACCGUCAAAUUCUGGUACACCCUGAUGAUUGGUGCUUUCAACGAAUUUUAUGGAAGGAUUCUUUAGGUAACAUCGAAACAUACAAUUUAACCACAGUCACUUAUGGUCUGUCCUGUUCUCCCUUCCUUGCCUUACGAACAGUAAAUCAAUUAAUAAACGAUGAAGGGGAAAAUUUUCCACUUGCUGUUCCGGUUUUAAUGAAAGGUCGAUAUGUAGACGAUACAUUUGGUGGAGGCGACACAGUACAAGAAAGCCAAUCAAUUGUACAACAGGUCACAAAUUUGUGUAUGGCGGGCGGCUUCCCACUUCGGAAGUGGAUUAGUAAUCACCCAGACAUAUUAAACAGUAUCCCCGCAGAACAUAAAUUACCCAUAGAUUCAUUAUCAAUAGAUAAUCCCAUAUCUAUAUCUGCAUUAGGAUUAUCCUGGCAGCCUUCAGAGGACAUUUUCACAUUUUCUCCUAUUACCGUAGAAGCAGCUCCUUUCACGAAACGAUCAAUUUCUUCAAAAAUCGCACGCCUAUUCGAUCCCCUCGGCUUUAUUGCUCCUAUUGUUAUUAAGGCUAAAAUACUUCUCCAAAAAUUAUGGAUUAUUGGGGUUGGGUGGGACGAACCUAUUCCAAAAGACAUGAUUGAUGAGUGGGUUAAAUUUAUUCAACAAUUGUCUGAUCUUAAGCAGUUGCGGUUUCCUCGAUGGAUUGGUAUCACUGGUAAUUGUAACUUUCAACUGCAUGGGUUUUCCGACGCGUCUCGUGUUGGAAUCUCAGCAGUAUUAUACUUAAGAGUGUCUCUGAAUAGUAAUGUAACGGUUUCAUUUGUGUGCGCCAAAACGAAGGUUGCCCCUAUUAAAAGGCUCACCAUCCCUCGAUUAGAGCUUUCUGCAGCUACUCUUCUCACACGAUUAACGAAUCAUGUAUGUCGAACUCUUGACCUCAACAACCCACCCCUCUUUUUAUGGACUGACUCUGCUAUUGUUCACACUUGGGUUAAUAAUCACCCUUCCAAGUGGAAAGACUACGUGCAUAACCGUGUAUGUUUUAUACAAGAGACGUUGCCACUAGCUCAAUGGAAAUUUAUCCCUGGCAUGGAUAACCCAGCUGAUUGUGCCUCUCGUGGAAUGACCCCAAUCGAACUGUUAGCAAAUAAAAAGUGGUGGAAUGGCCCAUCAUGGUUGGCUGCUGAACCAACAUAUUGGCCUGGCAAUAUUCCAGCAAAACCUCUAGAUAAUCUAUUAGAAAUCAAACAAACUAAUUCAGUUAAUGUGAUACGUACUCCAGUCCCGAAACUUUGGAGCUUAAUAGAACGCUAUUCGAGUUUUACGAAAUUGUUACGCAUUACGGCCAUUUGUUAUCGAGUAAUAAAAAAAUUUCGACAUAGGUUUGAUGGACCUAUAACAUCUCCACUAACCCCUGAAGAAUUAGUUGAUGCCAAAUAUUACUGGGUUCAUCAAGUUCAACUUGCCUUUUAUCCCAAUGAACUUACUACUCUUUCCAAUAAAGAAAAUCUCCCUAAACAGAAUUCUUUAAUUCGGUUAAUGCCAUUUAUCGAUGAGAAAGGGAUUCUUCGAGUAGGUGGAAGGUUGAUAAACUCUGAACUCAGUUAUGAAAACAAACAUCCCUUCAUCCUUCCGCGUACGUGUUCGUUAUCUAAUCUUAUUAUCUCUGAUGCACACUCUAGGACGCUUCAUGGAUCUACGCAAUCCACCCUAACCUAUAUUAGGACCACCUGUUGGAUUGUUGGUGGUAGAGCACCGGUACGCUCUUUAAUAUUAAAAUGCAUCAAAUGCUCCAUAUGGCGGAAAAAAAAUGCUCAACAAAUGAUGGGCCAGCUUCCCUUUACUCGGGUGACUCGAGUUGACCGACCAUUCAUUCACACUGGACUUGAUUACGCUGGUCCCUUUAGUCUAAAAACGUGGAAAGGGCGGGCGGCAAAAUUAUACAAAGCAUAUUUUGCACUCUUCGUGUGUCAAUCUACUUCCGCAAUACAUAUUGAACUCGUCACCGAUUACACAACCGAGGCCUUUUUAGCAGCUUACCAACGUUUCGUGUCUCGACGGGGUAUUUGCCAAACCAUCUCGAGUGAUUGUGGCACAAAUCUGAAGGGCGCGGAUGCUGAAUUAAAAAGGUUAUUCGCGAAAACUUCUUAUGAACUAGGCAAUUUAGCAUCGUUAAUUGCUAACGAUGGCACUAAAUGGCUAUUCAACCCUCCAGCAGCCCCUCAUUUUGGUGGCAAAUGGGAGGCUGCGGUAAAGUCCGUCAAGUAUCACCUCCGCAGAGUUGUUGGUGACACACUUUUAACCUACGAAGAAAUGACAACCCUUCUCACUCAAAUUGAAGCAGUGCUUAAUUCUAGACCACUUUGCCCCAUUACAGAUGAUCCUGAUGACCUAUCUGUCUUAACCCCUGGCCACUUUCUAAUCGGAACUUCGUUAACUGCUACACCGGAACCUACUUUAGAAGGGAUAAAUAUCAAUAGACUUAGUCGGUGGCAGCGUAUUCAGCAAAUGAGAGAGACUUUUUGGACGAGAUGGUCACGCGAAUGUCUUCAGCGUUAUCAGGCAGUAUAUAAGUGGAAUCACGAAAAGGAAAAUAUCUCGAUUGGAACCAUUGUAUUGAUUAUGGAUGAACGUUACCCCCCCACAAAAUGGCCACUCGGACGUAUAAUACAGGUUCACCCAGGAAAGGAUGGUCGGGUUAGAGUUGCAACAGUGAAGACUGAAACUAGUACAGUUACAAGACCAAUUGUCAAACUUUGCCCUCUUCCUGUAGAAACUAGUGCCGAGUAA